UUUCCUUUUCUUGUGGGUGAUGGAGAGUUAACUAAUUCUUAUGGGUUUGCUUGAACCUGUUGAAGACCUGAUUUAUCCUACUACAUUAUGAUUAUAUGUUACAAUAUAAUAAAUAUACAUUCCUUUAGUACAUUGCAGUUGACAAAGAACAUUCCUAUCCAUUGUUUUAUGUAAUUCUCCUGACAACCCCUUCACGGUUGGUUUUAUCAUCUCCAUUUUACAGGUAAGGAAACUGAGGCCAGGCCCAGAAAGAACAAGGUGGGUUGGGGGUGGUGCCAGGACUUGGAUCCUGACAUCACGUCUCUCCCAGUGGACUCACAGCUGCUGGGUCCAUAGCAGUGCCCUUCCUAGACAGUCUGCUCUAAGCCCACCAUCCCUCAGUAGGUAUGCUCCCAAGAUGGGCCGGACACGUCUCCCCACUCUGCCUUGUUGUGGUCUUUGCACACUAAAGGAGCAGACAAUCCAUGCCAUUGUUGGUCCAGUACUCACUGAGGGCCUACGAUGUGCAGUUUCCUCACCUUCAGGUGCCCCACUCCGGGCGGGAGAUUGACACCAGGGAGUAGAAAGUAGGUGUUUUCAUAAAGGUUCAGACAACAUGCCUUGGGGCUGGGCAGGUCAGGAGAAGCUGAGCAAGAUCUGGGCUUUAGGUAGAAACUUGAAUGAAGCAGGGGUGCAGCGGUGGGAAAGCCAGGCUAUCUCGACCAGAAGUCGCCGAAUGAGGGUGGGGGGUGUGGGUUUAAAUGGCUUCGGGACCGAGCCGGGACUCUCCUGCUACAACUCUCCGAGGGCGCCGGGCCCAGAACCUGGAGCUGGUGGUUCAAAUCCGCGGGCCGGAAGCACAAACCGCUAGUGCAGCCUGCACAGCGCCAGCGCCGAGCCGCAGGGCUUGGGCACCACUCCUCUCUGGGUCCCCGUGUGCCCAUCUGCAGAACGUCCCCAGGAACUCGCAAGGCUCUCGCGUCUGGGCGACACAAGUCACCUCCGCCCGCAGCACGUGGGCGCGGCGGGCACAGCACACGCUCCAGCCCGGCCGGACAAGCGCGCUCCCGCCGUCGCCUCCCCGCUGGGGCGGGGCCACGACCGCCGCCCCUCUAUUUGCGGGCUGGCGGGGCCGCGCUCCCAGCUCCGCUCGCGGCAGAGGAGCCAUUCAGGUUUUCCCGAUAUCCAUCAACCAAGCCCUGGACGUCUGGUCUCAGCCUAGCUUUGCCAGCCUUGCUGUGUGAUCUUGGCACCCUGCCUGACCCACAGCCAUGGCCACAAUGGUGGCCCAAAAGCUCAGCCACCUCCUGCCCAGUUUGUGGCAGGUCCACCAGGAGCCUCAGCCAUCUGUGCAGCCAGAGCCUGUCUUCACUGUAGACCGAGCCGAGGUGCCACCCCUCUUCUGGAAGCCAUACAUCUAUGUGGGUUACCGGCCGCUGCAUCGGACCUGGCGCUUCUACUUCCGCACACUGUUCCAGCAGCACAACGAGGCGGUGAAUGUCUGGACCCACCUGCUGGCCGCCCUGGUGCUGCUGCUGCGGCUGGUCAUCUCUGUGGGGACCGUGGACUUCUGGGGAGACCCACAUGCCCUGCCCCUCUUCAUCAUUGUACUCGCCUCCUUCACCUACCUCUCCCUCAGUGCCUUGGCUCAUCUCCUGCAGGCCAAGUCUGAGUUCUGGCAUUACAGUUUCUUCUUCCUGGACUACGUGGGUGUGGCCGUGUACCAGUUUGCCAGUGCCCUGGCGCACUUCUACUACACCAUCGAGCCUGCUUGGCAUGCCCAGGUGCAGACCAUUUUCCUGCCCAUGGCUGCCUUUCUCGCCUGGCUUUCCUGCACUGGCUCCUGCUACAACAAAUACAUCCAGAGGCCUGGACUGCUGGGCCGCACUUGCCAGGAGGUGCCCUCGGCACUGGCGUAUGCACUGGACAUCAGCCCUGUGGUGCACCGCAUCCUUUUGUCCCCUGACCCUGUCACUGAUGACCCGGCACUUCUCUACCACAAGUGUCAGGUGGUCUUCUUCCUGCUGGCUGCUGUGUUCUUCUCAGCCUUCAUGCCAGAGCGCUGGUUUCCUGGCAGCUGCCAUGUCUUUGGGCAGGGCCACCAGCUCUUCCAUGUGUUCCUGGUGCUGUGCACACUGGCUCAGCUGGAGGCCGUGGCACUGGACUAUAAGGCUCGGCGGUCCAUCUAUGAGCCUCUGCAUACCCGCUGGCCCCACAAUUUUUCUGGCCUCUUCCUGCUCACUGUGGGCAGCAGCGUGCUCACUGCAUUUUUCCUGAGCCAGCUGGUACGAUGCAAACUCAAUCGGAAGACCCAGUGAAAGGGGUGGCAGCUGGUAGGGAGGGAGGUAUAAUGGGGACCCAGGGGUCCGGGCUUGGCUCCAGAUGGGAACAGGGCCUGGUAAAGUUGUUUGUAUCUGGCCUGUGGUGUCUCUCUGUGAACGUCUCAGCUGCAAGGGUGGCACUGGCCAGUCCUUGGAUUUGCGGAUUGGCUGGUAGCUGCUGGGGUCCACUCCUGGGCCUGCCCCAGCUCCCUGCCCUAAGAGAAAGAGAUAAAGAUGUGGCACGCCCCACUCUCACCCCUUACUACUGAUUUGCCUCCCACAGUUGCUUCUCGUUAGGGGAGAGGAUGGGGAGUCAGCUAGGGCCAGGACUUUGUUUUGGGGCUUCCAAAUGAUCUGGGGUGGCGGGGGGUGAAUCUGGAUUUUAGGCCAGAGUCAGAUUUGAGCUGAAAAGCAGAGGAGCAACCCCCAUCUAUCCAGAUUUCAUUGAUGGAUAGGGAAAGGGAAGGCUCCAAAUGAAUGCAAGAUCUCACCAUUAUUUGAACCUCAGCCUGGAGUUUGAGAACUCCAGAGAGCCCCCAAAGGUAGAAGAUUGUGCCAGGUGGAAAUGGAUCCCAUCCAGUGUCCUAUACCUUCUCAGUCACUGUCCUACGCAGUGAGCCCUGACCCACCUAGCACAAGCCUGUAUGUCCCACACAUCUUGUUCCCAGCUUCUCUCCUGUUCCCUUGUUCAUGAUUCAGUUAUCUAUUCAGUGUUUCCUGGGCCUCUGCUUAGAAGCAAGCCACUGCCUAGGCCCUGUGGAUUAAUGUGGAUGAUAAAGGCUUUAAUAUCAGAAUGAAUUGUCAGGCAAAGCAAUGAGGAGGGAGUAAUCAGUGCUGCCUGGGACCUUAGGUUGGGAAGGCUCUGGAUUGGGAAGGGCAAAUAGGAAUUUGCUGAUAGCCGAGAGGAAGGGCAUUCUAGGCACAGGGAAAAAGCUGUACAAAGGCCAAGAGGUAUGGAAGGAAGAGUUGAGUGGAGCUGGAGUUAGGGAUUGGGUGGUCUGGCCUCUGAUAUAUCCUGGAUGCAAUAAAGUGAC
Manis javanica (Malayan pangolin) is the source of this 3334-nucleotide messenger RNA. RefSeq names its product progestin and adipoQ receptor family member 7 (gene PAQR7). Gene Ontology annotation, cellular component: plasma membrane. The record is from RefSeq and is a predicted model, not a curated record. Gene Ontology annotation, biological process: response to steroid hormone. Gene Ontology annotation, molecular function: steroid binding; nuclear steroid receptor activity. NCBI's taxonomy places the organism in Eukaryota, Metazoa, Chordata, Mammalia, Pholidota, Manidae.